AUGGCGCCUAUUAGGGAUAGGCGAGGUAGAAAAUUCGAAGAUGCAAUUGUCUCAGAUAGUGCGAGGAAGCAAAGGCGUCAGAACUUGAUAGCUAGUGCAAGGAGAGCUAGGACUGCUAAAGCCGUUUCAAGUGCUCAAGAUGGAACUCAACAAGCAAGUCAAGAAGGUGUUCAACCAAGUUCCCCUCAAUCAGAACCAGUUCAAGAAGGUGUUCAACCAUGUGCCUCUCAAUCACCACCAGUUCAAGAAGGUGUUCAACCAAGUGCUCCACAAUCACAAGCAGAAAUUCAACUAGAAGCACCCGAAGAUAGAGUACCAGAAGUAGGACAACCUAGUGGUACGCAAGAAGAAGGAGAAGCCGAAAAGAAAAAUCCUCCUCGAAAGAAAGCGCAACACCUUGUCCCAAAUGAACUGAAGGUGAAGGAUAUUCCAGAAGGUGUAAUCCUUGGGCUGUCGGAGGAUGGAGGACAAUUUAUCAUUCCGAUGCGGUUCGGUUGCUCAAACCGACCGCCGCAAACUAAAAUGCUGGAUUGGACUUUGAAGGAUGAAUGUGAAAGGUUCAAGACCAUCAUUGAAAAUUCAGGGUUGGCUGAUGCUGCGGAGAACUCAAUGUUGGAACAUAACCGGGUGGCUAUAUCGGCGUUUGUGGAGAGACUUUAUCCUGAGACCGACACCUUCCAUAUGCCGUUUGGGGAGAUGACGAUUACCCCAGAUGAUGUUGUGUAA
Messenger RNA from Papaver somniferum (opium poppy), 726 nucleotides. RefSeq lists its product as uncharacterized. The transcript is spliced from 3 exons. Lineage: Eukaryota; Viridiplantae; Streptophyta; Magnoliopsida; Ranunculales; Papaveraceae. Bases 1 to 726 code for a protein of 241 amino acids. The record is from RefSeq and is a predicted model, not a curated record.